Homarus americanus (American lobster) is the source of this 2385-nucleotide messenger RNA. RefSeq names its product exonuclease V-like. The coding region runs from base 994 to 1986 and encodes 330 amino acids. The record is from RefSeq and is a predicted model, not a curated record. Gene Ontology annotation, molecular function: single-stranded DNA 5'-3' DNA exonuclease activity. Gene Ontology annotation, biological process: interstrand cross-link repair. The transcript has 8 exons. Gene Ontology annotation, cellular component: nucleus. Lineage: Eukaryota; Metazoa; Arthropoda; Malacostraca; Decapoda; Nephropidae.
AGACUCAAGUUGGUGAGUGUUCAUCUAAACUCCCUUUUUGCUGUUAUAUAAUGGGGCCCCACUUGUGACAUAUUCUGUAUCCUACUACCCUAGUGUCUACGAUGUCAUAUUUUAGUGAGAAAGGUUAGUUUUCUGUUUUGCACAAAAUAUUUAAAAAAAAAGAAAAUAUUGGCUUUUCAAUUUACUGUUUUGAUAGGGAAGGGAAACCUGUUGCUUGUUGAGUCUCCCUAUUGCUCCUGAAGAUUGUCCAUCUUCAGUCAUAGGUUUGGUGUCAGUAUAGAAGGCAACUAAGAGUACCUGGAGAAUACUUAUUACUGUACUGUAUUAUGUAUAGCUACUAUAUGGUAGGAGCACACUGGUCAAUACUCUUCACACUGAUUCGAGACCAGACCCAGGACGUAGUAGUGAGAGGUGAGUGUGCUGCUUCCACCAUCCCCUUUAGUUUUUACUUCACCACAUUAGGGAAAAUGUUGAAAAUUGGGGUAAAAUUUGGCCAAGACCGAAUGUACCAGUAACUCAGUUUUUCCCAGGAGAAACCAAGUUGCAAGUUAACAACAUUUAAAGUUAUUACAAUUCCAAACUUUAAAUUUACCUUAUUUACCUAAUGACCAUCCAAACUAGAGGUGGCCACGCCGAGGGAAAGAGGCCAGAGGCAUAUAUACUGCACUCAAAAUUAUAUUCAAAUACUGUACCUGUAUAAUAAUCAAAAGGAAAUUAGAAGGAUAGCUAAUUGGGACACACAACAGGCAGUACAAUUGAGAUAUAUUUAUGUAAGAUUCGCCACUAAUACAGAAAAUAAAGAAAAAGAACUACAGUACGAGUAGUCUGAUAUUCAGCUCAGAAAACAAAAAUGAAGACACAAACUCUGCUGACAUAACCUCUUAACUUAAACAAGUAGAGGAACAAGCUACAACCAGUGCAUCAACUGAGUCCACCAAGAAGAGAUAUCAUACAGGCAGCUCCAAAGAGGAUGAUUCAGAUUUGGUGAUAAAGAUGGUUAAAGUGGAUGAAGAGUUACAAGAUGGCAGUAAACCUAUGCAUGUACCUCCACUAGAAUCUCUCAGAGGUGGAUAUCUGUGGGUAUCAGAUAUUUCCUCACAGAUAUGGUGUGAACAACAACUGGAGUACCGGUUAUCUCUACCACCUGAUGUCAUCAUUCCUGAACCUAAGGCAGUGACUAAAGGCUCAGAGUUACAUUUAGCACGAGAAUUGGAAGUUCAAGAUUAUGUAAACAUAAAAGUGACUUCAAGUGAAGACAUAUUUGCAGUUAAGGUCCUCAACCUUCUCAUAGUUUUCAAGAGUAUCCUGACUCAUUCAUCAACAGUACAUCGAGAAGUUCCCAUUUUUGGAGUUGUGGACGGUGUGUUUAUCUUAGGUAAAAUAGAUGAAGUAAGAGUAGAUGAUGAAACCUUUAAUCUUGAUAUUGUGGACCUAAAGACGAGAAGAUAUCAGAGGCCUCCAGGGAAAGCCCAGAAGAUUGCACAUGAUGCUCAGGUGAUGUUAUAUAAGCAUCUUUUUGAUAACUUGGUGCGUGGUUUCAUCCCCUGCCAUAGUCUCAGAGUGGCACUCAAAUUGGAUCUUGAUCGAACCUUGGGAGAGAGUGUGACAAAACACAUCUGCAGCAGUCUUACAACAUUAUUAAGUAAAGAUAAGAAAGAGGAUUCAUGGAAUUUGUCACAGCUGUUAGAUGAACUUAGGAAUGCUGCAGAAAGUCUACCUUUUAUUAACCAGCUCUUCAUAGAUUAUGUCUGGCAAGAGAGUCAGCAAACAUUCUUGAUGGAGGAGGUCAAAUAUGAUGGUGUAUGGUUAGAAAAUCAAAUGGCAAAAUAUCUCAAGUACUGGAAGGGCGAGAGGGAGUGCCAAGGGGUUGACGUUGAAGAUGCUUGGAAAUGUCACUCCUGUGAUUUUCAGGAUGGUUGUAAAUGGAUUGCCAAGAAAACCAGAGAACACCAACUUGCAAGAGACAGAAAAAACAAUACAAAGUAACGUGCCAGUGAAAUCAUUUGAUAGUACUUCUGUGGUGAUAAUUCGGUAGUGACAAUUUUUGGUGAGAAGUGCAGGUAGAUAUACAGCACAUAGACCACAGGUCAGUGAACUACAUAGGUUUUGAGUUACAUUGCUUUCUAUUGGUAAUAUGCAUCACCAUGACAUCACAGUACCGGGUAAUUACAAGCCUGACAAGAGACUAUGCAGCACAGACAGCUGCCAUCAGGUAAUUACAGCUAACCCACAUAAUCAUGUAAAAUGGCCGUAAAAAGUUGAUGAUACAGAUAUCUAGACGGUCCGUCCCUCGUAACGAUCUUAAAGAGUGAAGUGCUUCCCCAUCUGGAGUACUGUCACCCUAUCUGGUCCCCGAGAUAUGCUAGGGACUGUCAGUUGGUUGAA